AUGGAGGCGUUGAGUAUCUAUCCAAUCUUCGAGAACGUCUGCAAGUACCUCGCACCUCGAGACAUCUUCAUGCUCAAGGCAACCGCGAAGACCUUUGCUCCUUUGAUCGACUCUCUGUUCAGUGUCUCGUGGAACAUCAAUCGCUUCCUCUCACGAUUCACAAGCAACCCGUGGGGGCUUCGCUCUAUGAUGGCUAGGUGAGUACACGUUCCAUCCAAGCUGGGAAGCUUUCCCCCUCUUUGAAAUAUCCUAUUCCCUCGGGUAAUCUCAAGGGUUGUUCUGACUGGAAUUCGACAGACAUGACAUGACGCCUUGAUAGCCGAGAGUGCAGCUCUUCAAUUCUUUGAUAGGUCUGAUUGGUAGAGAGCCCAACUUGACAUCUACGUGAAGGAGAAUAGAGUACAGAACACAUGGAGCACGGGCGUGAAAGAUAUCAGAGAGAUCUUCAUCAGAGAUGGCUACAGAGAGGUUAUUGACAGAUUUGGUGUAAUAACAAGUUCCCAUUCUUAUCAAAUUAGAGCACAGCUAACGCCAAUCCAGCUUCAACGUGUUGAAACCUGGGUCCGACCAGAUGCCCAAGGUCGCCAGCUGACAGUCCAAAUCAUGAGCAAAUCAUGCCAUCCACUCACCGCGAUUCUAGGCUGCCUCUACGUCUCAUCCAUGAUGAACUUCAUCACCUGGAACGCAGCAUACUCCAUCUUCCCCGACUCGCUCUUCACCAAGAACAAGAACUACCUCAUGAACGGCGGCCCCACCGACACGGUUGAUCGAGAUAUCUGUAUCGAGUACACCCUCAACGGAUUUCCUGUCACUCACCCCGAGCCCGGAGAAUACGAGUCCACCCAAUCCUUCCAAGACAACUUUCGACAACUCGGCGAUGGCUUCACCUGGAAGAUCAAUCUGGACACCCAGAACGUCGAACCAGGCGCCCCAGCAUCGGUCAUUGAGAACACUCUCUUCCGAUUGACCUUGAUGGAUGUGCGACCUAAGUUCCACGUCGUCCCGAUUGACAAUUUGAAUUACAGUCUUCUUGUUGUGAAGCAUGGUAAAAGACCUCCAAUUGUCCUUGACAACGAGCCGUCCCCACCCUUUAGAUACUUCUAA
Hymenoscyphus albidus is the source of this 1104-nucleotide messenger RNA. The record is from the annotation of a GenBank genome assembly. Lineage: Eukaryota; Fungi; Ascomycota; Leotiomycetes; Helotiales; Helotiaceae.